AUGAACGGUAUUGUUGAUUGGUUGCCAUACAUUGACAAGCCGGUUGCUGAAUUGAGAGGUCAAAUUGAACUAUUGGUAGAGCAAGAACUUCAAAACUGUGAUUUGAACGUGGUACACCCAGAAGUGGAAAAUCUAUUAGGUGGAGAAGUACCAUCACGAAUUGCUUCUUUGUUUCCACGAGGCGUGAAACGAUCACAACCUAACACAGAAGAUGUGGCAAUGAUAAAGAAAAAGUGCUCAGGAAUUGACAAAUCGCGCUACGAGCUGAGUAACUGUAAAAGCCAUGCUCGGCGAGCUAUUCUACAUUCUUACAUGGGCCAUCAAGAAGCUGUACUGACCAAUUUGUUGCCACGAACCUUGGCACAACAAUGGGCCACUAAUAAUGAGUAUAUGAAAGGUGUGUGUGACUCUGUGAACAACGUCUUGGAAUUACAAGAAGGACAGAUUCGAGACCUAGAAGAACACAGAAAACACAUACAAAUCGAAGCUAAGCGCGAACUGGCUUAUCUGGAAGACCAGUGGAGAGACAAACUGCUGCAGAAUGUCGAAGGGGCCAUCGAAAAUGGCACUUGA
Molecule: messenger RNA, 573 nt
Organism: Lachancea nothofagi CBS 11611
Lineage: Eukaryota; Fungi; Ascomycota; Saccharomycetes; Saccharomycetales; Saccharomycetaceae
Source: the annotation of a GenBank genome assembly